This is a messenger RNA of Amoebophrya sp. A120, 4431 nucleotides long. NCBI's taxonomy places the organism in Eukaryota, Dinophyceae, Syndiniales, Amoebophryaceae. The record is from the annotation of a GenBank genome assembly.
CAAUCUCACCGCAAAUGACCCGCAGCCAUUUGCAGAUGAGCAGACGGGCCACACGUCGAAGCACGACGUGCUUCUGCACGAAGCGGCGCGCAGGUGGAGCAGCACGCUGCGAUCAAGCGGCUUGUUGUUUUCAACAACAAGGCACAAAAUGAAUCAUGAUACUACUUCGACGCCCGGCUCUUCCCGCAGCCGGCGGAUGCCCACCCGAGCUGCCUUUUCCACGCCCGGUGGAACCCCGAGCAGAAGCCGGAUCGCGCAGCGCUACGACUAUCUCGGCCGCCCGAGGACGACUUCUGGGAGGCCCGUGCUCGCAUCUCCGAGAAGUAGGAUAAGGAACAAGAAAGGUUCUUCUUCUUCUUCUUCCCUCUACAACCUCUUCUAUUAUCCUGAUGAGGACCGGGACGAGAUUUUGCGAGCGAGAGGCUCCUCCAAAAAACAGCAGAGCGUCGCGCAUGUGCUGGACGCGCUGAACGAACACCAGCACACGCUGCCCCACCACGUACUGAAUCAACGGAAGUCCAUUUCCGCUCUGAAAGUAGGGGGCUCGACGUCGGCGUCCAAUCGUGAGGGAGGAGCAGGGGUACCAGUUGCUGAGACCACGAGUACUUCGGGUCAUCGCUAUGAUUCCGCAAGCAAGUCUCCUGGAAGUCGAAGUGGAACCACAUCGGGGCCGCAGUCUUGGCGCCCGAGCGAACUGCUGCGGAAGUUGAGCAAAGAGAAAGACGAAGAACAGGCGAGUAGAGCCGACGGAGCGAUAAAGCCGAACAACUCCAAGGAAAGUGUGCAGACGGUCAUUUCGCCUAACACUGCAGCGGCAAUGUUCGCCGAUUCAUCCCAACAACUACAAGCACCUGCUGGCAGGACGACGCCCGGCGAAACUAGUACGAGUCGUCAGGAGGUGGGGCAACAAGCCCAGGAGCCGCGUUCCGGCUCCACCGUGCAGUUUCAAGUACGAGCGAGCUCAAUACCGGCAGCGCAAAGCAAUGCGAGUGCCGCCGCGAGCGCGAGCCGGCGCAACAAUGCGGUCAGAAGUACGACAUCGUCGAGCGACCGGUCCAUCAUUCCCAAGUUGCAGUUCAGCCGCAUGAAUCAACCUGCGGCGAUGGAGCAAGAUACUGGUGUAAGGGUCACCCGCACCACAUCGUCUUUUACGUCGACAGCUGGUAGCGACGGUAGGGAUAGCAGAACCACCAAAAUGCCUGUGGGCGGGGGCAGGGCGGAGACGGGGACAUUUGCAGGUGGAGCAGCGCGAGCAGGACCCGGCGUCGAUGCUGGCCCAUUAUCCGCCCGAGCAGGGGUGAGCAAAAGACAGCAGCAACCGCGAAAGCCUGGCGUGCCGCGUAUGAACUCCGAGCGGAGCGACUUGCGAGGAAAGAUCUCCACGAUCUCGAAGAACAUUGCGGAGUUGGCAAAAAAGUAUGAAUUUGUAAUAAGUAUAGCCGCUUUCAUCUGCUGCGUUAGCGUUGGGUAUAUAAAUAUGCGCUUGCUGCUCCUGCUGCGUUGGUUCGGUCGUGCGCAAAAUUGGCGCACUCAGAGAUGCGAGCAAAACUUUCGACAUUAACCAGUUGAAUAAUGUCAACAUAAGGUCCAAAAUAAAAAUGUGGUCAAAACAAAUGCUUAAUUUCAUCAGGGCCGAAGAGCAGCACGACGCGCCCGCCGAUAAAGCCGUUGUCCGGGAAAAGCUGACCACGCCCAGAUCACUAGCCAAGCAGAACAGCGACCGGCUGAAGCGGAGCAGUGCGCAGCAGAGCUCCGACCUGCCUGGAGCGAAGGGGACGCUGAAGUCCUCGAGAUUACGCGAGACAGUAGGCGAGGACGAUGGGGAUGAAGAUGAAGACCUUCUUCUACCUGAUGGAACAAGCGAGGCGCCGGCACAGGUGAAGGGCUAUCACACAGGAAAGUACUUACUGACAUCACCCAUUGUAGCAGAAAAAGCAUAGACAGUUCGUUGAUUGUGCAGCAUUUUUUUUCAAGUUUGUAGAGUCACUAAAAAAAAGUAAAAGAUUGUUCGCUAAAUAAAGGCAUCAUAGAUCAUUGCCAAGUUCAUCUUUUUGUUUCUCUGGUAAUACGGGCGUCGUCGUCGUGCUUUUCCGUAUGAUAAGGGGCUCAAGUUGCACUUGCAGCGGCUGAACCGGGAUCUAGAUGAAGAACGCGAUCAGCGCAUCGUGCUGGAAGCGGAGGUGGAGAACAUGCGCAAGCAAACUAUCCAGCUGCAAAAGUACAAGCAGUCCUUUGAGAUCAUGAAGCGGGAGCGGGACGAGCUGAAGAUCCGUUUGGGCGGGGGGUACGACAAAUUGCAGGAAAAGUACGAAAAACUGAAGAAACGCCACUUAAAGUACAGCGACAUCAUUCUCUCUCUGCACGACCGCGCGGGCAGGGUGUGUGACAUGGUGGCCCAGAAAAUGCUGCAAGACCAGCAGGACCAAGAUAUCUUUGAUGUUCUGGCUCCGGGGGGCAUCAAAAACGAUACAGAGUUUAUUUUGCCGUCUUCACAACAGGAGCACACUAUGCAGACGUCGGCGGUGGUCGUGGCCGAUCGGCUCUACGUAUCAAAUGUAAAAAUGUCUGGGUCUUGAACAAUGCAACUUGUGAUGCUGCGUCUGCAUUAUCCAAAAAUCUGUAUUGCAUGAACAGCAAAAGAGGUCUGGUUUUGGCCACGGCGAGAGGGCAUUUCUCAUGCGGUAUCGGCAUCAGAAAGCCCUCGCAAGGUCUGUGAUGCUAGGGCAUGCAUCGCAGACAUCAGGAGUCAUGCAAAAUGUGCAUGACAAACCUUGCACGCUUCCAGACCCAGACACUUUUGCAUUUGAUACUACGCCGAAAUGCAGAAAGACCAAGCAGCGGACCAGGCCGCUGUGGCCGGCGAGGCCAGCACAACAUCAGGAGCAGCUCCACCGCUGUUGCAGCUUCCUCUCCCCACUGCAGCGGACAUUGCGCAGCAGGCAAUCGCGACCGCGCGGUUCGAAAGGAGUCUUUCGCCGGACAAGAAGAAACCUUUGGCUUUGCUCGGUUCAUCCACAUCCCCACAAGAUGUUUCUUCUCCUGGAGCCAAAGCUAUAACGGACGAGAAGGAACUGCGGCAGCUAGAGAAGAUCAUCAGCGACGCCAAAUCGACCGCAGUGACAGGCUUGGAAGAGAAAAGAUUGUUCGAAGAGAAGGAAUACGAAGAAAACAAGCUGCAUACGGAUAUCAAGGAUGCGGGGGAAACUUACGUCAAUGUCGCGGACGAGCUGCGCGGCAUGAUUUCCGAGGAGAAGGCGGAAAUCGAGCAACACCUCGCGCAGGCGCGCAACGAGCGUUCCAACUAUUUAUCCAGGGGUAGUAGAACAAGUGCUGCGCAGCGUGGUCCUGGAAGUAGUAAAAAUGCCAGUGUUCAUCUUGGUGUUCCAGCUGUGAAAGCAAGCCGGCUCGCUGCGCCGAAGGUCGUAGCCGGUGCUGUUGCAGCUCAAAUGAAUCAGCAAGAAGCUGGUCCUGGUUCGCCUGUACAGCAUCACAUGGUGACAACCGACCUCGCCCCCCAUUUGAGUGAAUCAAACCGCCCAAGCGCGAUGCAGAGGCGUAGAGCGGAGCAGCUGGCUUCACCUUUGCGGGCAGGAGAUUCGGUGCGGACCGCCGUGUCCUCUUCGGCCGGAGGUCCGAGCGCGAGAGGGGGCAGUUCCAGCUCGCGAACUGGGGCGAAUAUGAAACGCGUGGGAGUUGUAGCACAAGGAGCUGUACAGCCCUUGCCUCGGAAGCCAGCGGUGCCCACUCAGCAACCCGGAACCAGGACCUCCAAAGCCAAAGCCGGUUCCUCAUCCGCGUCAACAUCGCCGUCGGUGACGAUAGCUCAGCCAAAGUCUCGAAUUUUAAACCCUGCGUCCAGCAGUCCGAGUGCGAGUCCUACGACGAUGGUGAUAUUGAAGGGCAAAAAUAAUGUGCAGCAGGAUCAGAUUCAGAACAGAAACCACGACGUGGUCAAGAACAUCUUUGCGGACGAAGAGACAGUAUACCAAGAAACCUCACGACCACCUGAAGACGCCCGGCCAGCGCGGAAAAGAUUCUUCUCGCAGGAUGAGCCGUUUGCAGAAGAAGCUGUUCUAUUUUCUGGGACGGGUCGAGGGUACAAUUAUUAUCCCGAGGUGGAGCAGGAGAGAAGUGGCAGUAGCACCACAGGUCGUACAGCGACGAGCACAAGCGCAAAUGGUAUGAUGAUCAAGAAAAUCACAGCAUUCGGACGCAGCAUUAAAAAGAUGGCGCAGAAAAAUGAAGCAUCUUCAUCGGAUAGUGACUAGAAUGAAGAGCACGGUAGGACAAGAUCAUGAUAAUUCGGCAUCGGCUCUCACGCUUAGCGAGGGGCAGAAAUGAUACUGCAAUCAGUUUCUAAUACAACCCGGCAUAAAAUUGGUCGCGUUUCGUUCACGGCGUAACGAAGAUUUGAUCCGAACCGAAUUCUUU